AUGGCUUCCAAGUUGCCGCCGCCCCGCAUUCCGAAACUCGAAGAUGAACACUUAAAGCUGGAGCAAGCCCGCCUUAUCGCAUUCACAUACCUCGGAAACCCUACGAACUACGAGAGCUCCACUUAUGCGUUCUGGAUCCAGUUCUGGCGCAUCAUGUCAUUUUACACCGAUGUACCUUGCCUGCCGUCCGCUCAGCACGCUGUUUUCGGGCUGAAGGCUCACGAGGUCGACAACAUCACCCAGCAACUGUCCUUCGGCAUCCCUGGAAUGGUCCAACAGCAUACGACGAGACAGGCGGACACGAAAAAUGCCCCAAAAGCUUCCGAACCCGCAGGAGGCGAUGCCCCCGUACCCGAUGGUGACACCCCCGCCCCCGACGCCGCAGAGCCUCGAGAAGACACCUCUGAAUGCGACGCAGAUCCGUUCGAGGGGCAAGCUAGUCCAUCUGCUGAGGAAGAUGGCGACCUCGAAUCCGAACCCGAGGCCAUUGCCCCAGAAGAUAUCGACGCUUCCGAACCUGAAGGUGAUGGGAUGGAUGAACUUCAGGCGGUCGAAGCAUCCUGGACUGAGCAUGCUGGUGCCUGGAAGGCCAAUUCCAAGUCCGAAGGCGAGGCACCCGAGAGACCUCGAAGCUCGGCGUCCGAGAAUCGUUCCGCGCCCAGCAAUGACAGUCCUUCCGCCGUGUCAUCAUCCAGCACAGCGCAGCACACCGAGCCUGGCUCUUACACCACGCAAAGGAUUCCGGAUACUUGCCUGUUGAUCCCUUAUACCCCGAACCUCACGCGCAAGGCAGCUCGCCAACUCAUGAAAGCCCGUACAAAGCCCCGGCCUAAGGGUUCGACGGCUGAUCAGCUGAGAAAGCAGUUCUGCCGAAACCCCAUGCCUAUUGUCAGGAUACAAGGCCUGCACAAGGGUAUCACGCUCUUCAUCCCCGUGCUUGCUGAGCAUAAAGGAGGGCCUGGGCGUACCGAAGGGGACGAGGAAUACGACAAGUUAAUCGACGGGAUCGAAGAGGAGGCCCAGCUUGGUGCAGCUGAUCAGGGGCGCGUUUUUCUCCAUAACCGCGAGUACUUUGGCUACCAGGAUGAAGUCCUGCUGAUUGCCACCGUGAACGACUGGUACUCCCACACCACGAUGCGGCGCGUAGAAGAGGAUGGAAUGUUCAAGGUGCAAAUGGAGCCUUGGUCACGCAGAGUCCUUGUCGGGUCGGACCCUUCCAAGAAGCGCGAAGCCGCUAUCAUCGCUUGGAUCAAUGAGAAGUUUGGUCCUGACCGGCUCGCGGAGAUGGCCAUGCUGCAGAAGACCGACCACGAGGAACAUAUUCCUCCUACUGUCUCUGACGAUGAGCCUGAGCCUGAUCAUGGGAAGGAUGCCGAUUACCUUCCGACGGUGAACAUUCGCGGGCGUUUCUUCAGGCCGCGGAAGGACACGACGGCUGAGAAUCGUGUAACGCGAAAGGUUGCUCCAGAGACCGAGGACGCCGAGAGCGCAGCCUCUCGCAAGCGAAAACGGAUGGACGCAAAGAAUGAAGAGGAGUCUACCACAGUGGCGAAAAAAGUUACCACAUCCCCGCCAUCAGGUCGAGUUGAGGCUACUACCAAGAAGACGAGCGAAGAUGGCACGAAGCGAGGCGUGCGCUUUGCGGAUGGCGAGCCCCUGGCGCCGGUCACCGACGAGGUGGACCUAGAUGAAGCGCCCGCUAAAGCGGCUGCUGCGGCAGUGACAGUCGAAUAUCUUGCUAGUCGACCCAACGACUCCUGGACUGAUAUCAAGAAGAUGCCGAUCCCACCAGAGGCAGAACCGCACCUCGACCCAACCUACACGCGCGAUCGGAAAGGCCGUCUAGUGGCGCACUACCCCGUCUAUUUCGCCCUCGUCUUCUCGUUCGAGGUGGAGUCUCUCUACCGCCACCUCAAGCGUUGCCGUCAGAAGUACCGAGAUCUCGAUAUGGGUGUCGCGCUGCAUGUCCUCAUCCAGGAGGUGUAUGCGGCGUUACGGAUCGAUUUCGGGGCCGGGAUUACGCACAGCCCGCUCAACGGCAAGCUCGUUUACACCUUCAUCAUGUCUCUAUCCGAUCGUCCGGAGACCCUUCCAUAUCCUGCAGCCCGCAUCUGCAGAUUUCAGGAGAUCGUUGGCUACAAGAAGCCACCGACCAUCUUGGCUUUUCGUCCCAAGGCGCAUCGGGUCCGCAAGUAG
Molecule: messenger RNA, 2196 nt
Organism: Schizophyllum commune H4-8
Lineage: Eukaryota; Fungi; Basidiomycota; Agaricomycetes; Agaricales; Schizophyllaceae
Exons: 8
Coding region: 1-2196 (731 amino acids)
Source: RefSeq, a predicted model, not a curated record